UUUUUAAUUAUUAAUUAAUUCAUUAACUAAUUAACGAAAUUGUUAUAUCGUAGACACCAAAAAGAAGCCAAACAACUUUCAGACCAUUGCCACCUGGCGAAGAUGUUACAACAUUUAUGGUUCAAGGCCAUUGUCAUUUGUUGUUGUAUUGCCGGUACUCUGGACUUGCGUUUGGACCUGAAGCAACGCAUGGUAAAACCUUUACGUCUCUGGUUGAAAGUAAUUGUAUAUGGCCCCGCUUAUUUCGGCGUUUGCAUCGUACCAUGGUCUCUUUGGAACAGCUUGGAAAUAUCAGAUUCACAUCUAACCAACCCCGUCGUUCGAAGUGCCAACAUCGUUACGAUUCUCGUGAGAAUUGCCCUGUUCUUCACAUUUGUCCGGGGUAUCUACAAACGUAAUCGGAAAUUAGAAAAAUGGCUGCGUCGGGCAUUGGCAAUGCAAAAGGCCUACUUUGAUGGACUGCCUGAGCGUGAGACAACUGGUCGCAGCAUUUCGCAUCGCAAGUGGUUAUAUCUCACCAGUCUCAUAACCUGCCUGCACUAUGCCAUGGAAACAUGUUCCGAAUUAGAUUCCAACGAAGCUAGAAGCCUUCUCUACUUUAUGGUAACCAUACAACAUUUUUUCAUGUUAACGCAUGGAGCCCUGGUGUGUUUUUUACGGGAAUGCUUUUCCGUCGUGUAUCACGAAUUGAGAAUGGAGAUCUGUCGUUUCCCGGCAAGCAGAGUCUACAGCCUAUUGCACGGCCUUCACAGGGACCUAAACGAAAUGCAUGGCCCAAUAAUGUUGUGUGUCCUGCUAUCACUAUUGCUCUCCAACUCCAUGGUGGGCUAUAUUGGUCUACUGCAACUGCUGAUGCCGAACUUUAAUGGAGCCCAUUUUGAUUAUUUAUUUGGCAAUGCCUUGUAUGGUCUAUUGCUGAUCCAUUGGUAUAUUUACUUCAUGCUGUGCCAACGUAUGGAAACGACCAUCAAGCAAAUCGAUAUGACACUCUAUGAAUAUGAGGACCAUGAGGACACUAAAAAAGAGAUAGAACUGCUUGUUUUCAAUCGCAGUCUAAACGAAUCUUCGGUUUGUUUUUGUCAACUAAUCCGGGUCAAUUGGAACUCGCUUUUUUGUAUUCUGGCUCAAACGGUUUCGUACAUUAUUACCCUUAUACAAUUGGAUUAUGUAAAUUUGAUAUGAGUCACAUGCAAAAACCUUCUCGGAAUGUUGUCUUCG
Molecule: messenger RNA, 1218 nt
Organism: Musca domestica (house fly)
Lineage: Eukaryota; Metazoa; Arthropoda; Insecta; Diptera; Muscidae
Exons: 2
Coding region: 103-1182 (359 amino acids)
Biological process (GO): sensory perception of taste
Cellular component (GO): membrane
Source: RefSeq, a predicted model, not a curated record